Messenger RNA from Echinostoma caproni, 366 nucleotides. NCBI's taxonomy places the organism in Eukaryota, Metazoa, Platyhelminthes, Trematoda, Plagiorchiida, Echinostomatidae. The record is from the annotation of a GenBank genome assembly.
GAUGCAGAACAGGAGGACAAACAAUCUGAAGCGGAAAAUGAGGAAGAUGAGGGACGCUCAGAGACAACCGGACGAUUGUUACACCCUGAUGAUGCCACAAGGAAAUUAGUGACCGGUGAACCAAAAAAAGACAGUCAGAACUCGAAUUCCGCUGUCACUUUGGCUGUUCCAAAAGUGGUCGUGGUUGUGGAUCCCGAGGACCAGGACAAGAAAGACCAUGAGGCUGAAAACAAACAUGGUCACUCGCAUGAUGGGGACAAGAAGAAACACGGCCACGGACAUUCACAUGAGGUAAUGCCAUUUUGUUUCAUCUCCAUAUCCUAUUGGUGGUCUGCUGUUUUGAAUUCCUGCCAUCAGGGUGCUUAA